Molecule: messenger RNA, 1767 nt
Organism: Acanthisitta chloris (rifleman)
Lineage: Eukaryota; Metazoa; Chordata; Aves; Passeriformes; Acanthisittidae
Gene: CFI
Product: complement factor I
Exons: 12
Coding region: 1-1767 (588 amino acids)
Biological process (GO): proteolysis
Cellular component (GO): membrane
Molecular function (GO): protein binding; serine-type endopeptidase activity
Source: RefSeq, a predicted model, not a curated record
AUGGGAAUGCUCCCAAUUUGCUUGGUUUUCUUGUCUCUCUUUGGUCUCUGUGGAUCAGAGAAUGCUGCAUCUAAUGCUGAAGAAAACCAGUUUGGGCAGGUUAACUGGCCAGCCAAGCAAGACAAGUACCUCAUAGGAGAAUGCUUAAGCAACCAAUACACCCACAAGUCCUGUAGGAAAGUCUUUUGUGACCCAUGGGAACGAUGUGUGGAGGGAAAAUGCCUUUGCAAGCUUCCCUACCAGUGCCCAAAGAAUGGCUCUUCAGUUUGUUCUGCCAAUAGAAUGCACUUCAGUACUUACUGCCAGCUGAAGAGCUAUGAGUGUCAACAACCCAAAGAAAAGUUUCUGCACAAGGGAAAAUGCAUGCCUGAAGAAACAUUUUCAAUCUCUCCAAGUCAUGGAAAUUUAAGUUUGCUUCGUGUAAAACCUGUGAAUCAAAAGGAUGACAGUUUCGUAUGCGCUAAUGGAUGGACUACGAAUGAAGCAAAUGUGGCUUGCAAGCACCUUGGCUUUGAACUAGGCGCUGAAUUCCAAGCCAGUUCCACCACCGCGGAAUCUGCCUUAAAUCCAUUGGACUGUCUGCAAAUAACUUGCAGGGGCCUAGAGACAAGUCUUGCUGAAUGUCACAUAGAGAUGAAGUCAAGAGAUAGUAAUGAGGGACUUGUUAGCCUACAGUGCUAUAAAAAUCUCAGAGAAUGCUCAGAUGGUGAGUUUCAGUGUGUCAACAAGAAGUGCAUUUCUCUGAAUAAAACCUGUGAUGGAAUCAAUGACUGUGGAGACCUAAGUGAUGAACUGUGCUGUAGAGAGUGCAGAAACAACAGUUUCCAUUGUUGGUCAAAUAUCUGUAUUCCAAAUAAGAAUGUCUGCAACAAGGAAAUUGACUGCCUCACUGGAGAGGAUGAAGCUGGCUGUGAAAAGAGAAUAAAAGGUGAUGAAAAUGACAGUGUGGAUGAAGAAAGAAAAAUGGUAAAGACACUUCUUCCCAAAGUGCACUGUGGUGUUACAAAUCAUACGUUCACUCGACGGAAAAGAAUCGUAGGUGGAUACAAUGCCAAAAAGGGUGAAUUCCCUUGGCAAGUGGCAAUUAGAGACAUCAGCAAAGAAGGGACGGUGUACUGUGGAGGGGCUUAUAUUGGUGGCUGUUGGGUUCUGACUGCUGCACACUGUGUCAGGGCAAAUCGCGUCCAUCUCUACCGUGUCUGGAUUGGACUGUUGAAUACAAUACUGUAUGACAAAGAGACAAAUACUUUAGAAGUAAAGCAACUGAUAAUUCAUGAAAAUUACAAUGCAUCAACUUAUGAAAAUGACAUUGCUCUGCUGGAGCUGAGAGGUUCUGGGAGCAGAGAGUGCUUCCUGGAAAACGUCGUGCCUGCCUGUAUCCCCUGGUCAGAGUAUAUGUUCAACACUGGUGACAGAUGCAAGGUUUCUGGAUGGGGACUAGAGAAAGGUUACGUCAAACAAUAUAUCCUCAAAUGGGGCAAUGUUAAUUUAUUUAAUAAUUGUUCUGAAUUGUAUCCAGGGCGAUUUUUUAAAAAAAUGGCAUGUGCAGGUACUUAUGAUGGCUCCACAGACAGUUGCAAAGGUGAUUCAGGAGGACCCUUGAUCUGUUAUGAUAAACAGAACGUGGCUCAUGUCUGGGGUAUUGUGAGCUGGGGUGAGAACUGUGGGGAGGCUGGUCACCCUGGUGUGUACACAAAAGUUGCCAGCUAUUAUGACUGGAUUAGCCAUCAUGUGACAAGGAGUGUCAUUUCACGGUAUAACAUCUGA